Molecule: messenger RNA, 1757 nt
Organism: Abrus precatorius (Indian licorice)
Lineage: Eukaryota; Viridiplantae; Streptophyta; Magnoliopsida; Fabales; Fabaceae
Product: ADP,ATP carrier protein 1, mitochondrial
Exons: 4
Coding region: 98-1270 (390 amino acids)
Biological process (GO): mitochondrial ATP transmembrane transport; mitochondrial ADP transmembrane transport
Cellular component (GO): mitochondrial inner membrane
Molecular function (GO): ATP:ADP antiporter activity
Source: RefSeq, a predicted model, not a curated record
UCGUUCAAAGCACGCUCUCUCACGCAUAGCCUCAAUUUUCUCUAUCCUUCUCCUUUCGCAUUCUCAAAACCCUUUUGAUUUGUGAAAGGAAGCUGCCAUGGUUGAUCAGGUCCAACACCCCACAAUCUUGGACAAGGUUGCUGGUCAGCUCUAUCUCCGUUCUAGUCUUUCAUCUAGUAUCAAGAGUUAUGAUGGAGCCGUCCGUCAUCCUGCACUCUAUCAAAGACCCUCAUUUGGGAAUUACUCAAAUGCUGCAUUGCAGUAUCCAGUGAUGCCUGGUUGCAAAACUACCAUUGAUGUGUCUGCUACUGCAGCAACACCCGCCUCUCCUGUUUUUGUUGCAGCUCCAGCAGAGAAAGGAAAUUUCAUGAUAGACUUUCUCAUGGGUGGUGUUUCAGCUGCUGUCUCCAAAACUGCUGCUGCCCCCAUUGAACGGGUUAAGCUGUUGAUUCAGAACCAGGAUGAAAUGAUCAAAUCUGGAAGGCUUUCUGAGCCCUACAAGGGUAUUGGUGAUUGUUUUAAGAGAACAAUGCAGGAUGAGGGUGUUGUUUCACUGUGGAGAGGCAACACUGCAAAUGUCAUCCGCUAUUUCCCCACCCAGGCAUUGAACUUUGCAUUCAAGGACUACUUCAAGAGGCUUUUCAAUUUUAAGAAGGAUAGGGAUGGUUAUUGGAAAUGGUUUUCUGGCAACUUGGCCUCUGGAGGUGCUGCUGGUGCAUCAUCUCUGUUGUUUGUUUACUCUCUUGACUAUGCCCGUACCCGUCUCGCAAAUGAUGCAAAGGCUGCGAAGAAAGGUGGUGAAAGACAAUUCAAUGGUCUUGUUGAUGUCUACAGGAAGACAUUGGCGUCUGAUGGUGUUGCUGGUCUUUACCGUGGUUUCAACAUCUCAUGUAUUGGAAUCAUUGUGUAUCGUGGACUAUACUUUGGAAUGUAUGAUUCCCUCAAACCUGUGGUUCUGACAGGAAAAUUGCAGGAUAGCUUUUUUGCCAGUUUUGCUCUAGGAUGGCUCAUCACCAACGGUGCAGGUCUAGCAUCAUACCCAAUUGACACUGUUAGAAGAAGAAUGAUGAUGACCUCUGGUGAAGCCGUGAAGUACAAGAGUUCUAUGGAUGCAUUCGCACAAAUCUUGAAGAAUGAAGGUGCCAAGUCAUUGUUUAAGGGUGCUGGUGCCAACAUCCUUCGUGCUGUUGCUGGUGCUGGUGUGCUUGCUGGUUAUGACAAGCUGCAGGUGCUUGUGUUCGGCAAGAAGUAUGGAUCUGGUGGCGCAUAAUUUUUUUCAGCGUCUGAGUAAUUUUAUUUUGUUUUAGAUGGCGAUGAAAAUCCUUUUUAAGUUCCGAGAGUUUAGACUAAUUGCUUCAGCAAAUUUUGUUUAAUAAAUUUACUCGAUGGGAUAUUAUCCCAAAACCAUUUUUAAAUUUCGGAUGGAAAUUCAACAUUGAAAGCAUGAUUUAUUUGAGUGACAGGAUAAACAACCGUCACUUUGGGAAUUGGGAUUCCAUUGUUUAUCUUUUUAUUAAUGAUUAAUAUACUGUUCUAGAUUGUCUUGUUUCUGGAAUAAAAUGCCCGUAACCCAUGAUUGAUAUUUUAUUCUUGUAUUACCAAAUAUGUAGGUUACGGGGAUUUUUCCUUCCGCUCAUCUAUUACUUUAUAUUAUUAGGCAAAUAGCGGGAUUACUAAUUACUAAAUUUUUAAUUACGACGGCAUAUGUUAAGCUUUUACUGUAUUUCUUUUCUAUUAAAUUAUUAAUUGUUUAAUGU